Molecule: messenger RNA, 868 nt
Organism: Styela clava
Lineage: Eukaryota; Metazoa; Chordata; Ascidiacea; Stolidobranchia; Styelidae
Source: RefSeq, a predicted model, not a curated record
AACUACUCGUAAAAUACAAAGUCAAAAAAAUGGCCAAAGUGUUUUUUCUCGUUAUUUUUUGUGUGUUGAACUUGAACAUGAUCUACAGCACAGACCUGCCUCCACAAGCUCUCGGAGACUUGUCAGAACUAAAGACUCCAGAAGAGUUGAGCAGAAUACGUGGGACACCAUUCCGUAUAGCAGCAUCCAAGAUGGAAAAAGAAUCAAAAUCCUCUCUUUGCACUAAGCCUGGAUUUCAUGGUUGUAAGAAUUUGGGAAUCAAAAACAAAUGUGACAACGCUUCUUGUCCAGUCAUGCCGGAAGCAGGAAAAUAUACUUGGUGCCACCCAUGGUUUGGAUGUUCAGUCUACACACUCGAUGUAUAUCAAGGCAUAUUCAACCAGUACGCACCAUCAAACAAGUGCAAAUAUGAAAACGAAGCAUGCAAAGGAGGAUUUUUUUGUAGCAAGAUUUGUCGUACCGUACCAAAACUAGAUCAAAAAACAAAACUAUGGAUGGUUGUUAUAAAGAAACCAAUAAGACUUGCAUAUUUGGAGGUCGAAGUUGAGACUGAAGAAUGCAAAUGUGCCAGUCUAUGAUCGAAUGAAUAAACUACAAAAAUAGAACUGUACAUAGAAACUCUAACAUUAAUUGUCCUAUUUAUUUAAACUACAGUUUGAAAUAUAUGUGAACAAAUGUAAAACAUUCUGUGUGUUUUCGCUUCUAGGAUAGAUUUUAAUAGCAGUGUGUAUGAUUCUUAAUUGCCUUAAAUGACAUCAGGUGAAGAUUACUAUUGUACCGCCUGAUAGACAGCAGACUUCAUACACUCAAAUAUAAAUACAAAUAAAGAAUUCGAUGUUUCACUAAACUGAUAACUUGGAAUAGUCAA